Molecule: messenger RNA, 669 nt
Organism: Coccomyxa subellipsoidea C-169
Lineage: Eukaryota; Viridiplantae; Chlorophyta; Trebouxiophyceae; Coccomyxaceae
Product: Snf7-domain-containing protein
Exons: 5
Coding region: 1-669 (222 amino acids)
Biological process (GO): endosome transport via multivesicular body sorting pathway; late endosome to vacuole transport; protein transport
Cellular component (GO): multivesicular body; ESCRT III complex
Source: RefSeq, a predicted model, not a curated record
AUGUUUCCCGAGAAUAGAGGCUUGCUCAACUACUUCAGAAAACAGCCUGACCCAAAGGAGCUGGUGCGGAAGUGGCAGGCAGAUAUUCGUGCCCAGCAGCGUGCUUUGGACCGCCAGAUACGAGACAUUGAAAGGGACCGGAAGCUUGCAGAGAAGCAGGUGAAGGAUGCGGCAAAGCGGGGCGACAUACAGUCAGCAAAGACCUUGGCAAAGGAAAUUGUCCACACCAAAAAGGCCAUUUCACGACUGUACGUCAACAAGGCACACUUCAUCUCCAUGAAUUCUCAGCUUACAGAGCAGCUGGGGCUGGCUAAAGUGGCUGGCACGUUGUCCAAGAGCACAGAGAUCAUGAAGAUAGUGAACGACUUGAUGAAGGCCCCCCAGCUCAUGCAAACAAUGCAGCAAAUGUCAAAGGAGAUGAUGAAGGCUGGCAUCCUCGACGAGAUGAUGAGUGACAUGAUGGACUCAACCAUGGACGAGGAUAUUGAGGAGGAGACAGAAGAGGAGGUUGAUAAGGUUCUCAUGGAGAUCGCUGGAGAAACAUUGGAACAGCUGGCAGGUUCUGCGGCGCCCAGACAAAAGCAGAAAGUCAAGGUCACACAGGCAGCGGAGGUCGCUCCGGAGGAGGAUGAAGCGUUGCAAGCCCGACUUGAUGCUGUGCGGAGCUGA